Anas platyrhynchos (mallard) is the source of this 625-nucleotide messenger RNA. Lineage: Eukaryota; Metazoa; Chordata; Aves; Anseriformes; Anatidae. The record is from RefSeq and is a predicted model, not a curated record.
AUGUCCUGCUACGACCUGUGCCUGCCCUCCUCCUGCGGCCCCAGGCCACUGGCCACCAGUUGCAACGAGCCCUGCUACCGGCGCUGCGGGGACUCCACCACCGUCAUCCAGCCUCCCACCGUGGUAGUGACCCUGCCCGGGCCCAUCCUCAGCUCCUACCCGCAGAACACGGUGGUGGGCUCCACGGCAUCGGCAGCGGUUGGGAGCUACCUCCGGUGCUGCGGGGUGCCGGUGGCCUCCAGCGGUGCCCGGGGGCUGGGGAAGGCGGGACUGCUGUGCCUCGGUGGUGGGCUGUAGGGUGUCCUUGCCUGUCACCUCGUCCCACCGAUGCCAGCAGGGCACAGGGAAGGAACAGCGAAGCACUGGAAGAAGGCUGGGGAAGAGGACUAAGGAGAUGCCCGUGUGUUUCCAGGCUGUGGAGGGCAUCCGCAGCUCCCGCAGCAGGAAGGGAGCUGCGAGCACGCGCCACUCAAGAUCGUGCCUCUGUACGCCUUUCUCUUGCUAUGCCUCACUGUAUGUUUCCAUGUAGGUGUCACAACCUGCGGUGCUACACGGCAUUUGCUAUUAGCUGGGGGAAAACGCUUUUAGCUGGCUGCAGACAGAAGGUGAUUGCCACGGGCUGCAG